AUGGCUCCAGAACCAUAUAACAUCUCCGUCCCCCAGGAGAAAAUCGACAAGCUGAAGACGAAGCUGUCUCUCGCCGAGUUUCCCGAUGAGCUGGAAGCUUCGGAAUGGGACCUGGGUGUUCCAUUGGCAGACAUGCAACGUCUGACCAAAGCCUGGGAGCAAUGGGACUGGAGACAAGCAGAAGAGAGACUCAACAAAGCUCCUCAAUACCACACCGGUAUCAAAGUAGAUGGCUUCGAUGAGCUAGAUAUACAUUUCAUCUGGCAAAAGAGCCCAGGCCCGGCCUCCUUCAUAGAAGCCCUCCCCAUCCUCCCCCUCCUCGCCGACCCCGCCGGCCCAGCAUUCCACAUCGUCGCGCCCUCCCUCCCCAACUACGGCUUCUCCUCCAGCGUCAAGACCCGCGGCUUCGCCGCCAAACAAUACGCCGAGACGUGCCACAAACUGAUGCUCUCGCUCGGCUACAACGAGUACGUCACCCAAGGCGGCGACUGGGGCUUCUUCAUAACGCGCACGAUCGGCCACCUGUACCCCGCCUCCUGCAAAGCCUCGCACAUCAACCUCGUGGUCGCGUCCGCGCCCUCGUUCACCGCGAACCCGCUGCUGGCCCUGCAGCACACGCUCACGCCGUACACGGCGCAGGAGAAGGCGGGGCUGGCGCGCACGGCGUGGUUCGGCGCCGAGGGACGCGGGUAUUUCGUCGAGCAGAGCACCAAGCCGCAGACACUGGCGUAUGCGUUGAAUGAUAGCCCCGUGGCGCUGCUGGCGUGGGUGUAUGAGAAGCUGCACGACUGGACCGAUGGGUACAAGUGGACCGAGGAGGAGCUGUUUACCUGGGUCAGUGUGUAUGCGUAUAGUCGCGGGGGACCGGGGGCUGCGCAUCGCAUAUAUUAUGAGAUGUCGCAUCCGCGGGAAGGUGCUGUUGCGAGUGAUGUGGUGUCGAAGUAUAUUCCCCAUGUGAAGUUGGGACUUGCGUAUAACCCGCAGGAGCUCGCCGUCCUGCCCAAGUCAUGGUGCAGAACCAUGGGACCCGUUGUCUACGAGGCGGAAAACGAAUCCGGUGGGCAUUUCUACGCAACCGAGAAGCCGGAAUACCUGGUUCGGGACCUGAAGACGAUGUUUGGCAAGGACGGUGGUGCGUACGGUGUUGUGGAGGGGAAGAGUGGAUAUGAUUGA
Molecule: messenger RNA, 1173 nt
Organism: Lachnellula hyalina
Lineage: Eukaryota; Fungi; Ascomycota; Leotiomycetes; Helotiales; Lachnaceae
Product: putative epoxide hydrolase
Exons: 3
Coding region: 1-1173 (390 amino acids)
Biological process (GO): epoxide metabolic process
Molecular function (GO): epoxide hydrolase activity
Source: RefSeq, a predicted model, not a curated record